Phialemonium atrogriseum is the source of this 1546-nucleotide messenger RNA. RefSeq names its product PAP2 superfamily-domain-containing protein. Bases 355 to 1389 code for a protein of 344 amino acids. The record is from RefSeq and is a predicted model, not a curated record. NCBI's taxonomy places the organism in Eukaryota, Fungi, Ascomycota, Sordariomycetes, Cephalothecales, Cephalothecaceae. The transcript is spliced from 3 exons. Gene Ontology annotation, biological process: inositol phosphoceramide metabolic process; sphingolipid biosynthetic process. Gene Ontology annotation, molecular function: inositol phosphoceramide synthase activity. Gene Ontology annotation, cellular component: inositol phosphoceramide synthase complex.
GCCCUCCAAUACCAAUCUUCGAGGUGGGGGUGGUUACCCACAUCAACGGCUAUCAUUGCCGGUUCCAGUAGUCCCAGUUCCAGUGUCGAAGCACCGUUUCCCUGUCGAAAAUGUUUUGUACGAGGAACACACUGCCUAACACGGCCUGACGUCACAAAUGUGCCAAGAGCAAGGAGAGCAGGCAAGGCAGAAGCCAGGGGGGGAGCGGCCGGGAAAAAAAGAGUUUAAAAAAAUGAUGCUCUCUCUCCAACACGUCGUCGAGGGGAAGGAUGAGAAGUUUUUAUAGAGAUAGUCGCCACACGCCUACCCAGCAGCCGACUCAGCAGUCACCAUCUCCUGUCCCGUCUGCCUAGCAUGGGUGCUCUCAAGAACAUCGUCGAGCCAGCAUGCAUCGUUGGGAUAUUCACCGCCGGCUCGCUCAUCAACUCCCGGAGCCGGAGGCCCGUCGUCGACGGCCAUGAUGGCAGCGUUACCGACCCCAUUAGGGGCUGGGGUCCGCCCAAGAGGGCCCAGAGCCCCGUCUCCAUGAUGAUGCCGCGCUUCGACCGCCACAUCCUGACGCGGUUCCUCCACCGCUUUCCGUUCCUGAUGGAGAUAUUCUAUUGGAACCUAACAUACUGGAUCUACCAGCUCGCCCGCGCCUUCUCGGCCUCCCAGAUCCGCGACGACGACGCCGUAAUGAACACGGCAGCCCGGCACGCCCUGCAGCUCCUCGCCAUCGAGACGCGGCUCGGGAUCGCGAUCGAGAAGCCCAUCCAGGACGCGGUGCUGUCGCGGUGCCCGGAGCUGAUGGACGUGCUCGCGGCCGUGUACUACUCGCACAUCAGCGUGGGCGUGGCCUUCCUGGUGUACAGCUACACGUACCUCCCGUACCGGCGGCACGCCGCCUUCCGCCGCACGCUGUUCGUCGACAACUGGCUGGCCUUCGUCGUCUUCACGUCGUGGCGCGCCAUGCCGCCGCGCCUGCUCCCCUUCGACGACUACGGCUACGUCGACGUGCUGCACGGCGGCUCCGGCGGCAACGCCUGGACGCACAACCGGUUCCAGCUGACCAUCGCCGCCAUGCCGUCGCUGCACUUUGGCACCUCGGUCCUGCUCGCCGUCACCAUCUGGCGCUUCUCCCCGCACCCCUGGCUGAGGGCCCUGUGCCCGCUCUGGCCCGCCGCCAUGCUGCUGACCAUCCUCGCCACCGCGAACCACUGGAUCCUCGACGCCGUCGUCGGCGCCUUCAUCCCGCUCCUCGGAUGGCGCCUCAACCGCCUCGUCAGCCGCCUGACCCCGCUCGAGGACUGGCUGUUCCGCAUGCUGAGGACCGAGCGGCCACCGCCCGGCGAGUCAAUAGAGGUUUUGCGGAGGGAGGAGGCGGCAGUGAGGGGCAAUGGGGUAUAACCGUAUAACCGCCUGCCGAGUUUUGUUUGUUUUGGGAGUUGGCUACAUUCUCUUUUGUGUCCCUCCACCCGCCACCCGCCGAUCAACUCGCGGGCCGGUUUAUCGAGGGAGGGGGAGGAAGGGGCCAGGUCACCCCGGAGAUUUGAUGGCAUAUGCG